CACCUGCUGGAAAUGAUCAUCCCGAGCUGGAGAGAGACUGGGACUGCUUUGAUAACAACAAACAUUUUGGCCGGCAAUCGAUCCAAGACUGGACUUUUGGACUUAAAAUGCCAACUGUGAAAGACAAGGCAAAAGAAUAUCCAACUGUGAAGGAUCUGCAGAAGGUUUUGGAUGCUUGUAAGCUACACCUCCACCAAAUUGAUGAAGUAUGGCCAAAUAUAUACAUAGGAAAUGUGGCAGUAGCCCAAAACAAGGCUGUCCUGCUGAAUUUAGGCAUAACUCAUGUGUUAAAUGCUGCUCACUCCAAGCAAGGCAGCCCAGGGAACCAAAGCUUUUAUGGCAACGACUUUGUGUAUUUUGGCAUUCCAGCAGAUGACUCUACUCACUUUGAUCUGGACGUUUACUUCCAGCCCGCUGCGGAUUUCAUUCAUAAAGCUCUGAAGUCACCUGGUGGGAAGGUUUUGGUGCACUGCAUCAUGGGAAUGAGCCGCUCGUCGACUUUGGUGCUAGCCUACCUCAUGAUCUAUCGUCACCUCCCGCUCAAACAGGCCCUGCAGAAAGUGGUCCAGAAAAGGGCCAUCUAUCCCAACAGGAAUUUCCUGGCUUUGCUGCUGGAUCUAGAUCUUCAGCUGACAAGGAAAAAGAAAACCUGUCAGAUAUUGUAGACUUUUUUAGCCUGACUGCGUUUUAGUUAUGCGUCAAGACGUCCGGCAGUCUGUUGAUCCAGCAGUCUGGACUGUGAGUUUUCUUCAGAAAAAAAUGUUUUUGGCUCGGCAGGUCACAGAUUUUUGGAGAUAUUCAGGUGACAGUAUGUUAGCAUUUUAAGCUGUGAGAAUCUGUGUAGACGUUUGUGCUUCCAAAAAUCUCAUUCAUCAGACUAUUGUCUUCCAGACCCACACUUAACUUUUUGACCUUUGUUAAUCAAUGACUCAAGAAUUCAGAUGCUUCCAAAAAUCUAAAUUUCACUAAAUUUCACUCUCUGUAAUAGACCUGCAGAGCGAUAGUACAAUAUCAGUACAGCUGUACUUGUAAGGGGGUGGGACAUUUUGUGCCUUUACCCUUUACUCAGCAAUUUACUUCUCAUGUUGUGAAGUAUUUUCAUGAAUUAUUGAGAUAAAUGGUCUGAAAAAUACUGGUCCAAAUGUUUUGAGGGUGAGUACACAGUUUUGUUCAACCAAAACUACAAAGGUGCAAAAUAACAAAUGCCCAUCUUUGGAUGUUUAAGGGUUUUCUACCUCUCUUUUUUUUGAAGUUUUUCAUGUGCUGUCUUGUAAUUUUGAAGUUUUUACAACUGUGUGUGCUUUUUUGUCAAAUAUGAAGUUUUUGAUGAACUUUUGAGCAGAUUUGUUUUGUUCAGUUUCAGCAACAAGUUUUGA
Messenger RNA from Xiphophorus maculatus (southern platyfish), 1376 nucleotides. RefSeq names its product dual specificity protein phosphatase 13-like. Gene Ontology annotation, molecular function: MAP kinase phosphatase activity; protein tyrosine/serine/threonine phosphatase activity. The record is from RefSeq and is a predicted model, not a curated record. The coding region runs from base 108 to 665 and encodes 185 amino acids. NCBI's taxonomy places the organism in Eukaryota, Metazoa, Chordata, Actinopteri, Cyprinodontiformes, Poeciliidae. Gene Ontology annotation, biological process: negative regulation of MAPK cascade; protein dephosphorylation. Gene Ontology annotation, cellular component: cytoplasm. The transcript has 3 exons.